Molecule: messenger RNA, 921 nt
Organism: Salvia splendens (bonfire salvia)
Lineage: Eukaryota; Viridiplantae; Streptophyta; Magnoliopsida; Lamiales; Lamiaceae
Exons: 1
Coding region: 41-703 (220 amino acids)
Source: RefSeq, a predicted model, not a curated record
UUAAUCCCCAAACACACACAAUUGGAUCAACCCUUAAGAAAUGGACCAAAAAUAUCACCCCACCGGAUCUCAACCGUCGAAGAAGAUGAUCUCUCACCUCCUAAUCUCCGUCUCACUCUUCUCCUUCCUAGUUUCCUACUCCUCCUCUCUGCUCCACCCCUCCCCCAAAUUCCACCCCUACUUCUCCUUCCACCUCCUCACCCACGCGCUCAGCAAAAACUGCCUCUUCCUCGUCUGCAACGGCCUCCUAGUCUUCCUCGCCAAGACCUCCGGCUUAAUUCGGCCUCCCGCCGACGCCUUGAUUCAGACGGCUCUCGACCGAUUUCAAUUGGAAGAGACCGCCGAUGCGGAUCGCAAUCGCGAUUGCGCCAGAGACGACGAAGGAGAUCAGAUCGGAAAAGAAGUCUCCAUUUUCAUCGCGGAGAGCGAGGAGGAAAGAGGAGAAGAUGAGCGUGAAUCUUCCACCGACGGAAAUCGACCGGAUUCGGCGAGUUGCUGGCUUUUCCAGGACGAUGUGGAGGAGCUGUACGGACUCGACACCGAGGAAGGAGAAGAUGAUGAUGAUGAAGUGGAGAAGAAAGAGGAGAUCAUGAGUACGGAGGAGCUGAAUCGGAAAUUUGAAGAUUUCAUAAGGAAGAUGAAAGAGGAGAUUAUAAUUAGUGAAGCAAGGCACAAGGUGCUCAUGCUUAAUUCACCUAAUUAAAUUUAAUAUAUUUAUUUAAAUAUAUAUAAACACACAUAUAUAUCGAAUUUAAUAAUUAGUAAUGUAUAUUUUGAAUUUCUUGUAUAGACUACUAAUUAGUAGAAGCCACUUUGUUUGUAUAGGCUUUUGAGCUGCUUUUCUUCUUUAUUGGAUAUAAUUGUUGUUAUUAUUUAUUUUGUAGGAGUAUUAAAAAUAUAUAAAACCGCCAUUCUUCGUUA